Talaromyces proteolyticus is the source of this 1986-nucleotide messenger RNA. RefSeq lists its product as uncharacterized. Bases 1 to 1986 code for a protein of 661 amino acids. Lineage: Eukaryota; Fungi; Ascomycota; Eurotiomycetes; Eurotiales; Trichocomaceae. The record is from RefSeq and is a predicted model, not a curated record. The transcript is spliced from 3 exons.
AUGUUUGGCUCAGCAAUAGCGGGAACAGCUGCGGGCAGAGAAGCAUGGAUCCGUCGAGUCAUCUUUGUCGGUCUAUACCUGGUGCUUCUGCAGUCUUUGGCGGAAUGUGUGCUGGUUCUGUAUCUUUAUGGAACCCGCUUGGUCGACGAGUUCAUGACCCCUAGCCUGAUAAUUGGCCUUGUAGCGUCAUUCCUCUCAGUCCCGUUUGUGGUUCUCCACACAUUGCUCUCGUGGCAGUAUCGAAAAAUACCGGGGUCGAACCUUUCUCGAAAUGCUCUUCAUAUCGCCUGCUCUCAUCUUCCUCGCAUCAUGAUUGUGAUGUGGCUUUCAGCCUCUGUGGCUGGUUUAGUCACAGUCUCAAAGCAGGCAGGCUGUCUUUCACUCUCGGAAUCCCAGCAGUUCUGGAAAGCAGGUGUCAGUUGUCAAAUUCACCGUAGCUUGGUAGUUAUAGACAUGCUGAGUUUUUUCACCUCAUCCGCGCUCUUUUUCUGCUUCCAGGUCUGCCAGAGACCCUACGACGCCUCCUUAUUAUCAAUAGGUGCGCCACAACGAGCUCCUCGUGAUGGCAGUAUCUUUUCAGAAUCAAGUUGGGAGAGUGAAACUCUAAAACAUGAGAUCUUCUACCUUUGUCGUCAUCCAGAUGCUGGCCCGGGAAACGGAGAAUUAUACUGGUCGCCGAACGAUAGUUCCCUAUUUGAGACACCGGUCCGACCACCCAGUAUUCGCUAUUCAGGUCCUAAUCUAGUUCGACCACAGCUACAUGUCAACACUCGAACCAAUUCUGUGAGACCCUCCAUCUCUACUUUACCAACAGAAUCGUCACCAAAAUCUUCGCCCCUCGACGAGGUGACUAGGUCAACUAGCUUUAGAAGUAAUGUUUCCCAAAACCCCUCUCUUGCUUCUACUCUUCGGCCGGGCACAGAAACUGCAUAUACCAGACCCUUACAGCCCGAACUUCCCGAUAUCGCCGAAAGUCCGACCAAGGUGAACCAUCAAAGGCAGAAAUCAUCGGUUUCGUCGCAAAAAUUUCUACCCAAAGGUUGGACAGCAUCAGGACUUCUAUCAGAAGAUCCACAAAUUCGUGCCCUUGCAUCCCCACCGCUGAAUUCGAUGGGGACAACUGAUGUUCCCGGAGAUUUCUCUGGAGGAAAUAUCACAGCAGAGUCAAGCCAACCAACCGAUGAUGUCGAAAAGAAAAAAGACGCUAAAGAUAGUUCUGAUGAACCUCGCACAAGGGUUCGGUCAAUGACAGAACCCAAUGGCGUUCCACCAUUUCUUCCCUCGGCACCUCUGGUCGUUAGAAAGUCACGGACAUCAUAUAUGAUGCCAAAAUCAAAGUCCAUUCACCAUCCCCAUCAUCCAGAUUACGUGCCUCCUCCACCGCCCAAGCUGAAACCACUUCAAAAUGCCGGCCAUGGUAACCCCAAGACACCUCAAAGACCCCUAAACCGCACUGGCAGCAUGAACCAUCAUGUUCAACGCCGCCAUACUUCCGGCGUCCCUCGCAACCACUCAAGUAUGCGCCAACAACACCGACAAUCUCCUUUUUCGUCCCCAAGCCCUCAUCACUCCGUUCAUCAUCCAGAGCAACAUUAUCCCAGACGAACCCAAACACAAUACCGUCGUCAACACCACCAGCACAUGGUUCAUCCCCAACCACGCCAUCCUUUGACUCCUGUUCGACCAGCGUACACCCGUCGCUUCCACUCAAACGAUGGUCGGGGAUUCGACCCAUCGCGAGCCUUGCCCCCAAUUCCAUGCAGCGACGACACAGCAACAUUGUACCCAAGCACACGACGUCCACGAAGCUCGACAUACGGCGGCGUAUCAGGCAAAGAAAGCGUAGCCGACUCCAUCCACAAAGCUAGAGCGCGAAGAUCAUUAAAUCUUGCUGAUGGAGGUGUGGCGCAAGGUGAGGAUCAGAAGAUAACAAUAGGGAAUACAUACCGCGGGGCGGAGAGGACCAGCUUCUAUGGGGCGUUGUAA